CUCUGUGUCUGCCUCUGGCUCGUCCCAUUGUUCAUCCUGUGCUGUGGGCACUGGAAAGAAACCAUACUUUCCAGAAUGAAUCUCUUCUGCUUUUCUCUGGAGGGCUCUAUGGACAGCCUGUACGAGGCCGUGCAGGAGUCCUGUGAGGCUCAAGUGUACACCAUCCCCAGCAGGUCCUGCAGCCCAGCUGUUCUCUCAGACGACGCCACCAAAUGGAGAAGUGCGGGCCGUUCCAUCUCCAUGGAAAUUUCACAAAUCAACUCAAAAAAGAAACAAAGUUCACUACCAAAAUCUGUUUCUGAAAAUGAAGCUUUGGAUAAUACGGUCUGCACUAAUUCUGUCUGGUCCAGUGCCAAAAUGCAGGAAGAUUUAGUCCUCCUGAGGAAGAAUCAGAAUGAAGAUAUGGUGAGAGCUAUAAGAAGGGCUGAAAGCCAGACAAUGGCAGACAGAAAGACCAUUUCAAGAAACAUACAGCAAGAGAUUCCUGUCCAGAUUGUCUAUUAUGAGGGGUGUAAUCCAAACCAAGAUCAGCUAAGAAGCAGACAGAAUGGCAUGCCUGAGACAGCAGUUGCAGAUGUGACACAGCUAAGAGGGACACGUAUGAAAAAAGUAGAGAGGAAAAGCAGUAAGAGAGGAACUUCAACACAAGAAACAACAUCUCACAUCAAAGGUGCCAAAGGAAUGAUGUGUGACACUGCUGGGGUGUCAAAGGUCACAGAGACAGCACCCGCCAGACAUCGCUGGAGUAACCCCACUGAAACAGCCUUAAACUGGGUACCAGCCAACAACACCUGUCUACCUCCCUGUAAUGAAUAUCGAGUUCACAUCUGUGACUGGACUACAUCCACAACUCCAAGUCAAGAAGAUAAAAUCAACAUUCGAAACUCGAAGAGAGACUCCUUCACCAAAGGAGUGUUGCGUUCUAGCACCAGUGUGGAUUUCUGUGCCUCCAAUCGAUCCACCAGUUUUGGAAGAUUUGACACAUUCAGAAAUCAACACUCCCCUUCCAGACUUGAGGAAAAUGGAGCACCUGGGGCAGAGAGUGAAUCAACAGCAGAAAACUGUGAGAAACCAGGAAGUUUGGGAAAAAAGAUGAAAGCCAUCUCGAUGACUAUGCGUAAACGGAUGGCCAAGAAACACGUCAAAUCCUACUCCGAGGACAUGGGUGAUGACACUGAGGGAGAAACAGAGAAUGGGUCUCCAGCAGAGAAGAGCUCAGACCAAACCAGCAACUCAUUAGAAAGCCUCUACAGUGGACAGAGCUCAUCCAGCUCAGGUGGUGUGGCUAGCAAUUCAGAUGUAUCCAGUAACAGACACAGCCUGAAAUUGGAAGAGGAAGUGCCCUACACGGGACAGUUCUGCGGGCGAGCUAAAGUACAUACAGACUUUGUCCCCAGUCCAUAUGAUACAGACUCCCUAAAACUGAAGGUGGGAGACAUCAUCAGCAUCAUAAGUAAACCACCUAUGGGCAUAUGGACUGGCAUGCUUAACAAAAAAGUGGGAAAUUUCAAGUUUAUUUAUGUGGAUGUUCUGCCUGAGAAAGAGAAGGAAGAAGAGGAGGAGGCCCCAAAAAUAAGACCUGUGAAAGUAUGCAAGAAGCCACGACCGAAUACACUCCUGGAGUUAUUAGAGAGACUUCAUUUAGAGGAAUAUGCAUCUUCAUUACUCCUCAAUGGCUACCAGACAGUAGAUGAUCUCAAACAUCUGAAAGAGAGGCAUUUGAUUGAGCUGAAUGUGACCGAUCCAGAACACAGACGCAGGUUGCUUGCUGCAUCAGACUGCCUCUAUGUCACAAGCAAAGACGAAGAGGGAGCGAUGAAGGGCAAUGAGGAGGAAGACGAAGAUAAUGACUGUCCCAGAGACUCGGGUUGUUUUAUUCCUGCAGAGUGUCCUGACAGCUGAGCUGACAGUUAUCCAAUGUCUCUCUCCUGAUAUCAUUUCAUGUUAAAGCUACAAACAGACCCAGAACUCUGUUAAUAUGUUUUCUUUUUUUGUGCUCGUCUUUCAUUUAGAUGUACUUGUGUUUUUUAUUUACACGUUCUUUGUUCAGCUUUGUGUUGAUGUUAACCUAUUUCUGUUACUGCAGAUGUUAUUUGAACUUUCAUGGCAACAUACUUGUGUGUGAGGAAUUUUUACAGCUUUUACAAAUGUUUAUGAUGACUGAAUUGUAUAUAAUAUUAUUAAAAAAUGUUAUUUAUUCUGAA
Molecule: messenger RNA, 2204 nt
Organism: Sinocyclocheilus rhinocerous
Lineage: Eukaryota; Metazoa; Chordata; Actinopteri; Cypriniformes; Cyprinidae
Product: SAM domain-containing protein SAMSN-1-like
Exons: 16
Coding region: 76-1902 (608 amino acids)
Molecular function (GO): protein binding
Source: RefSeq, a predicted model, not a curated record